UGGCUGCUUCUGCUGCUGAACGUUCUGGCCCCGGGCCGCGCCUCCCUGCGCCUCCUCGACUUCCCGGCUCCGGUCUGCGCGCAGGAGGGGCUGAGCUGCAGAGUCAAGAAUAGUACUUGUCUGGAUGACAGCUGGAUCCACCCCAAAAACCUGACCCCGUCUUCCCCCAAAAACAUCUAUAUCAAUCUUAGUGUUUCNUCUACCCAGCACGGAGAAUUAGUCCCUGUGUUGCAUGUUGAGUGGACCCUGCAGACAGAUGCCAGCAUCCUGUACCUCGAGGGUGCAGAGCUGUCCGUCCUGCAGCUGAACACCAAUGAGCGGCUGUGUGUCAAGUUCCAGUUUCUGUCCAGGCUGCAGCAUCACCAUAAGCGGUGGCGGUUUUCCUUCAGCCACUUUGUGGUNGAUCCUGGCCAGGAGUAUGAAGUGACUGUUCACCACCUGCCGAAGCCCAUCCCUGAUGGGGACCCAAACCACAAAUCCAAGAUCAUCUUUGUGCCUGACUGUGAGGACAGCAAGAUGAAGAUGACUACCUCAUGCGUGAGUUCAGGCAGCCUUUGGGAUCCNAACAUCACUGUGGAGACCUUGGACACACAGCAUCUUCGAGUGGACUUCACCCUGUGGAAUGAAUCCACCCCCUACCAGGUCCUGCUGGAAAGUUUCUCGGACUCAGAGAACCACAGCUGCUUUGAUGCCGUUAAACAAAUAUUUGCGGUACUUGUAUUUCAUACCCUCUCAGACAGAUUAAAAUACCUCUCAAAUCCUUCACCUUCCUCCAUACUGGUCCUAGCUAACCCUGUUGCUAGAGCCCCGCCUGGACUCAGGCACACUUGGCCUUGGGCAAAUCGCAUCACUCACUGUGCUCUGUUAGUUACAGACUACAUUCCCCUGUGGGUGUAUGGCCUCAUCACACUCAUCGCCAUUCUGCUGGUGGGAUCUGUCAUCGUGCUGAUCAUCUGUAUGACCUGGAGGCUUUCUGGUAAGGACUAUGCCAUUGCUUACCCACUCCCUCAGGCUUCUCUCUGGCAAAAUGGCAGUUAUAACGAUACACGCACCAUAAGGCUGUGGUUGGAAGGACCUAGUGUGGAAUUUCCCUGCAUCAGCCAUGAUCAGUCAAGCAGCAGCCUACACAACUUCAUCCCCAAGUNCCCAGCCUUUGCAUCUGAGGUCAGAGAGGAAUCUGAGGGACAGCAGGGCAUCUUGCCCGUAGCAGACCUGACUCCCCCACCCCUGAAGCCCAGGAAGGUCUGGAUCGUCUACUCGGCCGACCACCCCCUCUAUGUAGAGGUGGUCCUAAAGUUCGCCCAGUUCCUGAUCACUGCCUGUGGCACUGAAGUAGCCCUUGACCUCCUGGAAGAGCAGGUUAUCUCUGAGGUGGGGGUCAUGACCUGGGUGAGCCGACAGAAGCAGGAGAUGGUGGAGAGCAACUCCAAAAUCAUCAUCCUGUGUUCCCGAGGCACCCAAGCAAAGUGGAAAGCUAUCUUGGGUUGGGCUGAGCCUGCUGUCCAGCUACGGUGUGACCACUGGAAGCCUGCUGGGGANCUUUUCACUGCAGCCAUGAACAUGAUCCUGCCAGACUUCAAGAGGCCAGCCUGCUUUGGCACCUACGUNGUUUGCUACUUCAGUGGCAUCUGUAAUGAGAGGGAUGUCCCUGACCUCUUUAACAUCACCUCCAGGUACCCACUCAUGGACAGAUUUGAGGAGGUUUACUUCCGGAUCCAGGACCUGGAGAUGUUUGAACCCGGCCGGAUGCACCAUGUCAGAGAGCUCACAGGGGACAAUUACCUGCAGAGCCCUAGUGGCCGGCAGCUCAAGGAGGCUGUGGUUAGGUUCCAGGAGUGGCAAACCCAGUGCCCCGACUGGUUCGAGCGUGAGAACCUCUGCUUAGCUGAUGGCCAAGAUCUUCCCUCCCUGGAUGAAGAAGUGUUCGAAGACCCACUGCUGCCACCAGGGGGAGGAAUUGUCAAACAGCAGCCCCUGGUGCGGGAACUCCCGUCUGAAGGCUGCCUUGUGGUAGAUGUCUGUGUCAGUGAGGAAGAAAGUGGAAUGGCAAAGCUGGACCCUCAGCUAUGGCCACAGAGAGAGCUAGUGGCUCAGACCCUCCAAAGUAUGGUGCUGCCAGCAGAGCAGGUCCCUGCAGCUCAUGUGGUGGAGCCUCUCCAUCUCCCAGAUGGCAGUGGAGCAGCUGCCCAGCUGCCCAUGACAGAGGACAGCGAGGCUUGCCCGCUGCUGGGGGUCCAGAGGAACAGCAUCCUUUGCCUCCCCAUGGACUCAGAUGACUUGCCUCUCUGUAGCACCCCAAUGAUGUCACCUGACCACCUCCAAGGUGAUGCAAGAGAGCAGCUAGAAAGCCUAAUGCUCUCAGUGCUGCAGCAGAGCCUGNGUGGACAGCCCCUGGAGAGCUGGCCGAGGUCAGAGGUUGUCCUUGAGGGCUGCACACCCUCUGAGGAGGAGCAGCGGCAGUCAGUGCAGUCAGACCAGGGCUACAUCUCCAGAAGCUCCCCGCAGCCCCCCGACUGGCUCANGGAGGAGGAAGAGCUAGGACUGGGGGAGCCCGUUGAGUCUCUCUCUCCUGAGGAACUACAGAGCCUGAGGAAGCUCCAGAGGCAGCUUUUCUUCUGGGAGCUUGAGAAGAACCCUGGCUGGAACAGCUUGGAGCCACGGAGACCCGCCACAGAAGAGCAGGCUCCCUCCUAGGCCUCCUGAGCCUGCUGCUUAAGAGGGUGUAUGUUGUAUUCUGUGUGUGUGUGUGUGUGUGUGUGUGUGUGUGUGUGUGUGUGUGUGUGGAGUGCCCGGCUUAGAAAUGUGGACAUCUGAAUCUGACAUAGUGUUGUAUACCUGAAGUCCCAGCACUUGGGGAUUAAGACGAUCUCCUGAAGCCAGGUGUUCAGGGCCAGUGUGAAAACAUAGCAAGACCUCAGAGAAAUCAAUGCAGACAUCUUGGUACUGAUCCCUAAACACACCCCUUCCCCUGAUAACCUGACAUGAGCAUCUGGUCNUCAUUGCACAAGAAUCCACAGCCCGUUCCCAGAGCUCAUAGCCAAGUGUGUUGCUCAUUCCUUGAAUAUUUAUUCUGUACCUACUAUUCAUCAGACAUUUGGAAUUCAAAAACAAGUUACAUGACACAGCCUUAGCCACUAAGAAGCUUAAAAUUCGGUAAGGAUGUAAAAUUAGCCAGGAUGAAUAGAGGGCUGCUGCCCUGGCUGCAGAAGAACCCGAGAGAGCCUGAGGGUGGUGUCUGGGCAAGAGGGGAGUGGCCUGUGGACUGAGUAUUAGGAAGGAGCCAGAGCUCANGGUNGAGAGAGCUUUGUGGGGCUAGGGUGGGAGCAGCUGGGGACUCCUUUCAUGAGUNGAUNUGUUGCCCUAUGGGGGAGGAAACUUCAUGCCAAAUAUACCCAGAAGUCUUCUCAGAUAAGUUCUUUAGAAAGAGCUGGUAUAGAAAUGGGUGAUGCAAAACUUGAGAAGCAGGAAGAGGCGUGUGAAAUCCUGUGCUCUCUCAAGUGCUGGCUGCCAGUCCGUGGGAGGGCUGCGGCAUGUGAUUCUUUCAUGGGCUGCAGCCACCAGAUCCCUGGAGAGCUCUACCUCAGGGUACAGUGAGGGANUUGAGAAAGAUGUGAGGGUAGUGGGCAUGGGGGCAUGGCAUAACAGGAGAACUCNGGAGGCCCUCAAGGUCAGAGGAAAGUAUGUCAUGUCACUGUAUAACUACAGUAUUAGAGGUUGUUUAAAGUAGCUCCUGAGCGCNCUCAUGGGGCAGACAGCAGCCUUGCGGCUUAGGUUCUAGAGAAUGCACAGGUCUUCCUAGACUUAGUUGAGAGAAGGAUCAUGAAAUGCUGUGGGAAGCACGAAUUCAGUGAUUGUGUGUGUGCAUAUGUGUGUGCAGUAAUGAAGACUUAAUAAAGUUGCUGUAUUGGUAA
Molecule: messenger RNA, 3911 nt
Organism: Mus caroli (Ryukyu mouse)
Lineage: Eukaryota; Metazoa; Chordata; Mammalia; Rodentia; Muridae
Source: RefSeq, a predicted model, not a curated record